Messenger RNA from Engraulis encrasicolus (European anchovy), 2065 nucleotides. RefSeq names its product Nicalin-1-like. Gene Ontology annotation, biological process: regulation of signal transduction. NCBI's taxonomy places the organism in Eukaryota, Metazoa, Chordata, Actinopteri, Clupeiformes, Engraulidae. The record is from RefSeq and is a predicted model, not a curated record. The transcript is spliced from 15 exons. Gene Ontology annotation, cellular component: endoplasmic reticulum membrane. The coding region runs from base 1 to 1656 and encodes 551 amino acids.
AUGGGGACCGAGGCUGUGACUGCUGUGCUGUUUUUCCUGCUGACUUUCCAGUGCCUGAAUGCAUCUUCCUUAUCAUCCAUGUCCUCCUACGAGUUCACAGGAUACAGGAUGCAGCACUACCUGUUGCAGCAGGACAAGCAUGGCUCCCGUGGGGCCAUAGUGGUGGCGGAGGCGCGCUCCUCUGACCACCCGAGCCUGACGCGCCGCUGUGUGGUCAUGAAGCUGACAGACUUCACGCUGCAGGGCUACGAGGAGGCCCUGAGGCAGAACGCUGCAGCCGUUCUCAUCCUACUGCCCAGCAACACUUCAGCAGUACCACAUGAGGUCAUACAGAGCUUCAUGGAGACUGAGUUGGAGGUGCUGCAGAGGGACUCCCUGAUGCCUUUGUACGUGGUGGCCGAGGACGAACACAUGCUUCACAUGUACGAAGAGGUGAAGCUGGACACGGCCACCAGAGCCUCCUCCAUCCUGGUCAGAGUUUUCCGGAGCAUGGUGACAGCCACUGCAUUUCAGAUUUUUGUAAGCAACAGCAAUCCAGUCAAGGCCGUUACAGAUCAUACCAUCAGCACACUGGAGGGAGUUCUUCCUGGGGUGGGAGAGGACCCCCAGACGAUUGUCAUCACGGCCCAUUAUGAUUCCUUUGGGCUGAGUCCGUGGCUGUCGUAUGGAGCUGACUCUAAUGGCAGUGGGGUGGCUAUUCUGCUGGAGCUGGCACGGCUCUUCCAGAUGCUCUAUCGCGACCCCCUCAGCAGAGCACCAUACCAUCUCCUGUUCUCACUCACUGGAGGGGGGAAGUAUAACUUCCAUGGCACCAAACGCUGGCUGGAAGAGAACAUGGAUCAUGCAGAAUCCAGUCUACUCCAUGACAAUGUGGCAUUUGUGCUAUGCCUGGAUACUCUGGCCAAUGGAGAUGAGCUUUACUUGCAUGUGUCCCGCCCACCUAAGCCUGGCACUCCACAACAUGAUUUUAUCUAUCAGCUGGAGCAGGUGAUCGCUUCCAGGUUCCCCUGGGUGAAGUUUGACAUGAUCCACAAGAAGAUCAACCUGGGGGAGCCCACCGUGGCCUGGGAGCACGAGCGCUACGCCAUGCGCCGCAUCCCUGGAUUCACACUCUCCCACCUGGAGGACCCCAAGUCAGCACAGCGCGGCUCCAUCCUGGACACAAUGGCUCAAGUGGACAUGAGAAAACUCAAAAGAAAUGCUGUCAUCAUUGCUGAGUCUUUGGCCCGGUUCAUGUACAAUCUUUCCGACAAGGGUUCACCAAAAGAGAUGCCGGUCUUCAAGGGCCAAUUGGAGGUGCUUGACAGUCGCUUAUCAGCACUGAUGUCGUUCCUCACCUCUGUCCCUCGAGCCACACAGCUGAUGGACAAGGAACCAGCGCAGAACCUCAUGAUCUCCACCUUAGAACACGAGCUCAAGCAACAUCUGCUGCAGGUCUACAGACACAACUUUAAACAAGACCGCAGGGAACCCGAGAUCACUUUCCACGACCAAAUGAACCAACCCAUGACGAUGUAUAGGGUGAAGCCUGCCGCAUUUGAUCUGUUCCUCGGGGGCUGCAUUGCAGCAUAUUUGGGAAUAAUCUACUAUGCCAUUCAGAAUUUUGGUCACAUUUACGGUAAACUGAAGAUAGCAGUGAAGUCCAAGCACCAGUGAAGCAGCCCAGCUUCCUGCUAGGAUUUUCCAUGGGGUCAAAAAUGAGCUCACAGUAUCUACUCUCCCGUUUAUCAAGUAUUCCUGGCUUACCUCAAAACAACAACCAUCACAGGAACCACAAAUCAGUUACACUUAGCACUACGGCUUUUCUUUUCUCUUAAUUUGAUGCUAUUUGGAAAGUGUUGGGAAACAAAGAAUUUUAGUCAGAUAGGGAUGUUUUUAAUGAACAACAUUUCUCAACAUUGUCUUAAAACCAUUGUGUUGCAACUAAAUUUAGUUAGAAAACGUACAAGUAUAUCAGAUUACAUGGUAGCAUGGGAAUAUUUAUGUAUUCUGUUGUGAGGUUACACAGAAAUGUUUUUUUAAUCUUCCUUUAGUGUCUUAUAAUGUAUUUUGUAUGUUUUUCAUU